Molecule: messenger RNA, 3814 nt
Organism: Oreochromis aureus
Lineage: Eukaryota; Metazoa; Chordata; Actinopteri; Cichliformes; Cichlidae
Product: centrosome and spindle pole-associated protein 1
Exons: 30
Coding region: 161-3430 (1089 amino acids)
Biological process (GO): positive regulation of cytokinesis
Cellular component (GO): microtubule; centrosome; spindle pole
Source: RefSeq, a predicted model, not a curated record
CUAACCGCUGGGGACGCACUGACAUCUAGCGGCGCUUUUUAGAAAGCAUGAAGAAAAAACUCCCCGCCAUAUGUGAUCAAGGACUUGCGAAGCAACGUUUAUAGGCGUAAACUAAUCAACCGUCACGGUCAGAUGGUGCAAAUUACACAAUGCUGUAAAUAUGACUUCAGCAGCAGCUCUAGGAGUAAACCCCAAUCCCGACAGAGGUAUUGGCUUAAGUCAUCUGCUGGGUACCGAGUAUGAAAGGAAGAAGCAGAAACUUCAGCGGGAGCUCCAGCUGGACUACAGAAACUAUAUAUCCAGGAAAACGGAUCUGAAAAGUAGACAGCCUCAACAACAACUUCAUGGAGUGUCACUACCGAUUGAUGAGAGGAUAUCUGUAAAGGAAAAACUGAGAGAGGAGAGAAAUAAAGAAUACAACCUCUUCCUCCAAGAACAAGCUCAAAUCAGAACGCUAAAGAGGAGAACAUCUUCUGUCAGUCCCAAGCGUGGACAGAUUCAGGCUUCAGAUGGCUUGAAAAUUUCUCCCCCUGCCUCCCCCCUGUCAUCCCAUCACAAGCAUACCCACACAAACAUAGUCCCCAUUCACAACGAGAGGAAAGAUGCUUCCACUCUGACCGAGGUGUUCAACGAUGGAGAAAUCGGGAAUCAAGUUCAGAGGCGGCGAAGACGCUGGCAAAUCCACAGAGCCGAGCCCUACAGCUCUGAAGACGAGCUAAACACUGACAGAGGGGAUGAGUUUGAUUUGAGAUACAGGAGGAGGAAGGACAGGCACACUCAAGAGCCUGAGUACAAAGAGGAGAUGACAGCGCAAGAGUGCAGAGUGAAGAAGGCUUCUCAGGACAUAAAGGAGACAGCGGCUUCUACAGUUUCUGAUCAGAAGACCAAUGAUACAAUUUUGAAGUCAGAUCUUCAAGUGCCAGCCAGCAUGAAGAUGGCCGCAAGAUCUGCUGUCAGGAAGGAUAAGGCUGAUUUUGCUACUGGACUCCUGAUAGGAGCAACAGAAGAGCAGGAGAUCACUCAGAUGAGGAAAGAACAAUACAGGCAGGAGUUACUGAGACAAAUUGCUGAAAAGCAGAGGAAGAAGAUGGAGGAGAAAAGACUUGAGCUGAGAGUUGACCCUGAGAAAGAGCCUGACUGGAUACAGCAGCUAGGGUCUGUGAAUCGUCACUAUAACAGCCUGAGCCAGGAUGUUCUUCACAAGCUAGGAAAAGAUCUAGAGGCCGAAGGGAAGCACCUAAAUGCCAGUCUUGAAAAUAGCAAACCCACUGAGAAUGCAGAUGAGAGAGCCCCCCCAGGAAAGUCCCAGGUGGACUUCAUUACAGCUCUCACACAACUGCCUGGGAAGACUGUGCCUUCAAAUGGGAUGGAAUUACCGCAAGGUGUCCCCUCACUGGACUAUUUUAGUGAGGACUACCACAGAGACUUCUCAAACAUCCUAGGAGAGGUGACCAUCCCAAGGGUUCCGAGUGUUGCUCCUCCUUUACCUCCCAUUGUACCUCACAAUUACAAGACUCCAUAUGAUGCAGAUUAUUACUACUAUGGAUCCAGGAAUCCAUUAGAUCCUCAUCUUCCUCACAAUCCAAAUGGUCUGCCCGGGGGGAAUCGGCAGUCUGAGAAUUCCAAGAUUCUGUCUCAGAGAACACGUCCUCUCAGAUCCAGUGGCCACAAUGAAGAAACUCAUCAACAUGGAGCAUCUGCUCUGGUUUUUGGAGAACUUCAUGCAGAAAAGUCAAAGCAGAGGAGAGAGAGUGUACUGAGCUACCAAGAGACACUCAGACAGCAGAUUAAAGAAAGAGAGGAGCACAGAAGAAUAGAGAAAGAAGAAGCAGCACGACUCAAUGCCAAGAUAGAGGCUGAGAUGAAGGCAUACAACCCCUGGGGGAGAAGUGGAGGAGGCGCUCCGAUUAGAGACCAAAAAGGCAACCUUGUUAGUGACCUGAAUCAGAUGCACAGGAUCAAUGAGGCAUCAUAUAGGAAUCCUGUGCCCACUCCUGGCACUGAAACUAGUUCUCCCAUUUCCCAUCGACUAACAGGUUUCAAGGAUGAGACACUUCAACAGCAGGACAGUUACAGAGCAGCCCUGAAACAGCAGAUAGAAGGAAACAAGAGAAAACAGGAAGAGGAAAGAGAACGGAUUAGGAUUGAGGAGGAGAAAGAAGAGAAGAGGCUGGCCAUGGAGAGGGCACGCUUACAGGAGGAAUAUGAGGAGGAGCAAAGGAAAGAGAAAAGGAGGACUGAGCAUAAGCUGAAAAACCAAGGCUGGAUCCAUGAAGCUGAAACACAUCGUGAGAAGCAAGAAAAGGUGGUGAGGCAGGAAAGAGAGACUAAGAAGGUACCUCAGACCACCAGGGUGGAGAAAGACUCACGGUUGAAUUAUGAGAGGCAGCCCUCUCCGCCUGUCCCAACCUUGCAGAAAAAGCUGGCAAAUCUUGCGCCAUCUAGGCCCUCCUCUGUUUUGAGCCAGCGCUCAUCCAGAACUAAUCGCUCGGUGUCAGCACCGCACCACCGACCACCCGAUAAAAUUCCCAGCCAGCAGGAUGAUCAACAGGAAGUGAUCAGAAAGCUGUCAGCCCUCUGUAGUUAUCUGAGGAAAGAGCAGCGACAACUGGAGGUUCAGAUGGGUCGCACAGAUUCACGCGAGACCCACUACAAUCUGGUAAACAGAAGACGACCAAGGGCGGAUGCCCUUAAAUCUGCACAUAGAGAAGCUGUCCUGUCUUCAGCUAGGAGUCCUUCUCCAGCUGACGCACAUGCUAACAGGCAAAACAUCAGGGAGUUCAUCCAGCUUAAACACAGAGAUACGACAUCUCGUGAGGAGGUUCGAACCCUGUACCCUGACCCUCCCGCUGACGCGCAAAGUCUGGACAUCCAGCAGCAGGCCCUUUUACGUGAACAACAGCACAAAAUCAGGCUAAUGAAGAGACCGGAAGAUGGUAGUCAACCUCCAGCAAACGCGCGGUCACCGCGUCUUCCUCCCAGAAGAAUUUGGGUAGAGAUCUUCUUGGGCCAUCAACUAGGUCAUUAUUAUCCUAUCAAGAACCCUGGACGUGCCACUCACAGAAACCCCAUAUUGCCAUCAGAGAGUUCUUUUAUUGAUUACAGUGGUGAGGCACGUGAGCAGAGAUCCCCUCAACCAUCAGCAGAGCACCAGGAGAGGACGGUCCCAAGGAGGAGACUUAACUAUGAUGAGGUGGCUGACAAGGGGGGUGAUAAUCUGCCAGCAGUACCCAGUCUCAACAACCAGAACAAACGCCAGAUUACGAGGCCAGACUCCCACUCUGGUGAUCACAGCAUAAAAGACUGGCUGCCCGGUGAUGAAGCGGACGUGUCGUCGCUGGGCUCUGCCAUGGGGAGGCGCAGCUCUGUGGACACUGUUGCCACGGAACUGUGGCUGCGGCCCGGAACGUCAGACGCUGUAAAGCAGUGAGGCUGUAGCGACAGGAUAAACAGCCGGAUGGGAGCUCCACACAGACUUAAACACUGCAUUGCACAGCUCCCAUUGGUGGCUCUCUAAACUGGAAAUGCACAGCCACCUUUUCUGCAAAUGCAGGUGGGGGUUCUCAUGAGAACUGAUGUCCUCCCUGUGCAGUGCUUUACGGACUUACACUUUACUUGUGUGCUGUUUCUAUUUGCUCUCAUUGGAGACCAGAGUCUGUAAAAACAUUAAUACUAUUAGAUCACAGAAGAAACAGUUAAUACAAAACUCACUGUGGCCAAUUCCUCUUUACCUUCUACAUUUAGCACAUUAAAAUUUUGUAAAGGUGGGAUUCAGUUAAUGAAUAAAGUCAUGAUGUUUUUGAGCAAUAAAAAU